Molecule: messenger RNA, 420 nt
Organism: Botrytis deweyae
Lineage: Eukaryota; Fungi; Ascomycota; Leotiomycetes; Helotiales; Sclerotiniaceae
Exons: 1
Coding region: 1-420 (139 amino acids)
Source: RefSeq, a predicted model, not a curated record
AUGGACUCCAACCCCCCAACCCCACCCCCCUACACCCGUACCCCCUCCCCCACCUCCCCCCCCAUAACCCAAGCCCAAGCCACCAGCGCCGAGCUUACCGAGCUCCUCCUCCUGCGCACCCAAGCGCGGGAAUUUCACAACCCCAUCUCAUCGCACGCACGCCAACUCACUCAUCAAGCCGAGCGCAUCGAGCUUCUGGAGAUGAAGAACCAGCAACUGCAGACGCAGAUGCAGAUGUUUUGGGCCGAGUUUGAUAGGAGGCGUGAUGAAGGGGUAAGGGAGGGAGUGGUUCAGGGGGCUUUGGAAUCGUGGGAGGAGUUUGUGAGGUUGUUGAAGAUGGCUUUGGUGGUCGUGAUGGCGGUGCUGAUGCAUUGUUUCCUUUGUCUUUUGUUGAAGAUUUUGAGAGUGGAGGGAUUUUGA